Molecule: messenger RNA, 3618 nt
Organism: Brachypodium distachyon (stiff brome)
Lineage: Eukaryota; Viridiplantae; Streptophyta; Magnoliopsida; Poales; Poaceae
Product: ABC transporter G family member 25
Exons: 14
Coding region: 98-3358 (1086 amino acids)
Molecular function (GO): ATP hydrolysis activity; ATP binding; ABC-type transporter activity
Source: RefSeq, a predicted model, not a curated record
UUCUACAUUUCUUUUGCCGUCUCCUCUCUGCUGAGUCUCCCCCUCCCUUUCCACUAGACUCGAAUUGUCCCCACUGCGGCUCUGCUGCCGCCUCGGAAUGCGCGAUGCCAAGCCCCCGCGGCGGGCCAUCCUCGUCCUGCUGCUCGCGCUCGCGCUAUUCGCCGGAGAUGUUGCCGGGCAGCAGCAGCAGCAGCAGAGGCCCCCGGUCCCGCCCGUGCCACCGGAGCUGCUGGACGUGGAGACGCAGCUCACCGGGCUCACCAAGGACGUCGCCGAGACCAUCUCCGAAAACUUCAGCUUCUGCGUCGCCGACCCGGCGGAGGACUGGAACGGGGCCUUCAAUUACACCUCCGACCUCAGCUUCGUGCAGCGGUGCCUCGCCGAGACCAGAGGUGAUCUGGCGCAGCGUUUAUGCACACCGGGAGAAGUGAAAUUCUAUUUCGAAAGCAUGUACAAUAGGAAAGGUGAGAAAAACCUCUUCCUGAAUACAAACAUAAACUGCAACCGGUCCUCUUGGGUGCCGGGGUGUGAGCCAGGAUGGGGUUGUUCUGUUGGUCCAAACCCUGCUACCAAUAACAAUGACAACGGCGAUAUUCCACCGAGAACAACCAACUGUCAGGAGUGUUGCGAGGGCUUCUUCUGCCCCCGCGGUCUUACUUGCAUGCUGCCCUGUCCAUUAGGCUCGUACUGUCCACGUGCCAUAGCGAACUCAACCACUGGUCUUUGUGAUCCAUACAAGUACCAGAUACGCCCAAACUCGACCUUGACUGGAGGCUGUGGCGGUGCUGACAGGUGGGCUGAUUUUGGGAGCACUGAAGAAAUCUUUUGUCCAGCUGGUUACCACUGCCCAACCACAACAUCUAAAGUCUCUUGUAGUCGUGGGCAUUUUUGCAGAUUGGGUUCUACUACAGAAGAGAAAUGCAUCAUAAAAGGCUCAUGUAAGGAAAACGCAGCGAAUCAAAACAUGAUCAUUUUUGGCGCUUGUUUAGUGGGUGCAUUAGGCGUUUUGCUCUUUAUCAUAUACAAUUGCUCAGAUCAGUUCCUCACUAUCCGUCAACGGAGGAAGGCGAGAUCAAGGGAGAAUGCGAUUCAGCUGGCUCGGCAGCAGCUCAAAGCACAUGAGGGAUGGAAGGCGGCCAAACAACUCGCGAGGAGGCAUGUAAACAGUGUGCAGGAUCAUGUGUCUCGCACAUUGUCACGCAGGAGAUCCUUUCGUCAGCAGCCAGAUCCGGAGAACUCUAGCCAUAGGGUGCAGGAAGCGCCACUGAUGGGUUCGGUCAAGUCACAGGAAAUGUCAGACUCCGCCGUGUUUGCAGUUCAGAGCACAAGCGAGAUAUCUGAAGUCAUUCCUUCGGUUGUUAUGGACAUAAGCGAUGAUGGAGAAGUUGUUGCUAACAAGGAUAAACCUGCACCAAAAGGCAAGCACAGAUCAACCCACACUCAGAUAUUCAAGUAUGCUUAUGGUGAGAUAGAGAAGGAGAAGAUCGAGCAGCAAGAGAACAAGAACAUGACCUUCUCUGGAGUGAUUGCCAAGGUAAAGGAGCAACAGAAGGAGAUAACUAGACCUUUGCUCAAGGUUGAGUUUAAGGACCUGACCUUGUCACUUGGAAAGAAGAAGCUGCUGAGGUCUGUUACAGGCGAACUCCAGCCAGGCCGUGUCACCGCUGUUAUGGGCCCCUCAGGAGCUGGCAAGACCACAUUUCUUAAUGCUGUCGCCGGGAAGGUAACUGGUUAUCAGAUGACCGGUUCAGUCCUUGUUAACGGGAACCAUGGAAAUAUACGAUCUUACAAGAAGAUCAUUGGCUUCGUGCCUCAAGAUGACGUUGUCCAUGGGAACUUAACUGUGGAGGAGAACCUUUGGUUCAGUGCAAAUUGCAGGCUUCCCGCGAGAAUGUCGCACCGUGACAAGGUUCUCAUUGUUGAGAGGGUUAUAGAAUCCCUGGACCUUCAGGGGAUCAGAAAUUCAGUGGUUGGGACGGUGGAGAAGCGUGGGAUCUCUGGCGGGCAGAGGAAGCGUGUCAAUGUGGGGAUUGAGAUGGUGAUGGAGCCAUCUCUUCUGAUCCUAGAUGAACCAACCUCGGGCCUAGACAGUUCCUCGUCACAACUGCUCCUCAAAGCUCUUCGUCACGAGGCACUUGAAGGCGUGAAUAUUUGCGCUGUCGUACACCAACCGAGCUAUACAUUGUACAACAUGUUUGAUGAUUUGAUACUUCUGGCAAAAGGAGGCCUUAUUGUUUACAAUGGUCCUGUGAAGACCAUUGAGGAGUACUUUUCAGCUCUUGGAAUCCAUGUCCCUGACCGUGUAAACCCACCAGACCACUACAUUGACAUCCUUGAGGGCAUUGUGAAGCCAGAAUCAGGCAUUAUUGCUAAGCAUUUACCAGUGCACUGGAUGCAGUACAAUGGCUACGAAGUGCCAAGUGACAUGCAACAUGAUCUUAAGGAAAUGGGUGAACGAAACCCGCAACUCAGUUCCAAUCCUUCAAUGUCUGGAUCAACCCCUCAUUGCCUCCCCAGUAUCAGGAAUGCUUUUACAGAAGAACGCAACCGUCUUGAGCACCGUUUGUCAAAACCUAAUGAUCUGUCCAGCAGACGAACACCUGGGAUCCUGAGACAAUACAAGUUUUACCUUGGAAGAGUCACGAAACAGCGGUUGCGUGAAGCUAGACUGCUUGCGGUUGAUUUCCUGAUACUAGGCCUAGCUGGGAUCUGCUUGGGGACAAUUGCCAAACUUAGUGACCCGACAUUCGGGAUGGCUGGCUAUAUUUACACUAUCAUCGCAGUUUCUCUUCUGUGCAAGAUUGCAGCAUUGAGGUCAUUUUCACUUGAACGAUUACAGUACUGGCGGGAAAGAGAAUCUGGGAUGAGCUCACUGGCAUACUUUCUUGCCAGGGACACAAUUGAUCAUUUCAGCACGGUUCUAAAGCCAAUCAUUUACCUCUCCAUGUUUUACUACUUCAAUAACCCGAGAUCGUUAAUUGGUGAUAACUACGUCAUACUCCUUGCACUUGUAUACUGUGUAACUGGGAUAGGAUACACAUUUGCCAUCUGUUUCAAUCCUGGCUCCGCACAGCUGUGUUCUGCGCUGAUACCUGUUGUUCUGACCUUGUUAUCCACUCAAAGUACUACCCCUACAUUUCUGAAGAUUUUGAGCUAUCCAAAGUGGGCACUAGAGGGCUUCAUAAUUGUGAACGCAAAAAGGUAUCCUGGAGUUUGGCUAAUAACUCGCUGCGGCUUGCUGUUCAAGAGUGGUUUCAAUAUUAACAACUAUAUGCUCUGUAUUUUGGUUCUGUUUAUGUAUGGCCUGUUCUUCAGAAUUGUUGCAUUUCUGGCGAUGAUUUUGCUGAAGAAGAGAUGAGUCAAGUUUAAUUGCACCAUUUUUUUUCAUAUUUAAUUUCUUCAUUUUUAUUGUACAUUUGUAAAUGAGUUUUGAUGUUCUUUCUUACUGAAAUAUAUAGAAUAGUCACUGAGGGAUGCAAAUAGCAGAAGUCACAAAAGAUGGCACCUUAUUUGGCCAUGCCCAUUUUCACCACAAACAUGUACAAUUACCCUUCUAUAUAGUGCUUGGCUGAGGUAGCCAAUGAAUAAGAUUAGAUUCAACAUGAAUAAUUUAUAUCA